UAUCCCAUACUUGCAAUUUGCAAACAAAUGCUGCAUACGCAAGCGUGGCUUCAUAAUUCCACGUUCUCUUUGGUCUUCCCUAACUAAAAAUAUUGUAACUCAGAUUCAGAUUCCCCUUUUAUUCCUCUUCUUCUUCUUCUUCUUUUGAGCUUUGCAGAACGUUGUAAUUUUUCCUUCAAAAAUGGCAAAUCUGAGGAUGACCCAGAUAAGAACUGGGAAUUAUGCAUCUGGGUUUGGCUUGAAUUGUCCUAGGAAGGUUCAUGCUUGUCCCAGCAGAGUUGGGUUUAAGGUUUUUGCUUCUGGGACUCAGGUUUCAGAGCCUGAUCUUAGUGUUACUGUUAAUGGAUUGCAUAUGCCCAACCCCUUUGUUAUUGGGUCUGGUCCACCUGGGACCAAUUAUACAGUCAUGAAGAGAGCCUUUGAUGAAGGGUGGGGUGCUGUGAUUGCUAAAACUGUAUCACUUGAUGCAGCAAAAGUUAUAAAUGUAACACCUCGAUAUGCCCGACUACGGGCAGGUGCAAAUGGCUCUGCCAAAGGAGAAAUUAUUGGGUGGGAGAACAUAGAACUUAUCAGUGAUCGACCACUUGAAAUCAUGUUGAAAGAAUUCAAGCAAUUAAAAGAAGAGUACCCGGAUAGAAUUCUCAUUGCUUCAAUCAUGGAGGAAUACAAUAAAGCUGCUUGGGAGGAGCUUAUUGAUCGAGUUGAGCAAACUGGAGCUGAUGCAAUCGAAAUAAAUUUCUCCUGUCCACAUGGUAUGCCAGAACGCAAAAUGGGUGCCGCUGUUGGGCAAGAUUGUGCUCUUUUGGAAGAGGUGUGUGGUUGGAUAAAUGCGAAAGCGACAGUUCCUGUUUGGGCUAAGAUGACGCCCAACAUUACUGAUAUUUCACAGCCAGCAAGGGUUGCUCUAAGUUCAGGAUGUGAGGGAGUCUCUGCUAUAAAUACAAUCAUGAGUGUCAUGGGAAUCAAUCUCAGUACAUUACGUCCCGAGCCUUGUGUAGAGGGAUACUCAACUCCCGGGGGUUAUUCUGCAAGAGCAGUCCAUCCCAUAGCACUUGGGAAGGUCAUGAGUAUUGCAAAAAUGAUGAAGUCAGAGUUUGAUAGUUUGGACUAUUCACUUUCUGCCAUUGGUGGUGUUGAGACAGGUGGUGAUGCUGCUGAGUUUAUUCUUCUUGGGGCAAAUACUGUUCAGGUGUGCACUGGUGUUAUGAUGCAUGGCUAUGGUGUAGUGAAGAAACUAUGUCUCGAGCUUAAAGACUUCAUGAAAAGGCACAAUUUCACAACAAUAGAAGAUUUCAGAGGGGUCUCUCUUCAGUAUUUUACUACUCACACUGACUUGGUGCAAAGGCAGAAGGAAGCAAUUCGGCAGAGGAAAGCCAUAAAGAAAGGCUUGAAUUCUGAUAAGGACUGGACAGGAGAUGGUUUUGUGAAAGAAAGUGAAAGCAUGGUUUCUAACUAAAAUGUGCAAUCAAUUUAAGCAACAUUUCUUGUGUUAUUAUAUAUAGUUCAUGCAAAUGGAGGGUGAAUGAAAUUAUCCUUUAUUAUAGAUAAUUGAGAUUAUCUUUCUAAGAACAGUAUGAUGUUUUUUAUGUCAAGAAAUAAUGAUUAGUGUACUUAGUAAAAUUCUGGGAAGACUACCAUCAACCUCAACUUUCAUAGCAUUUUUGGGGCCAACACAC
Gastrolobium bilobum is the source of this 1676-nucleotide messenger RNA. RefSeq names its product dihydropyrimidine dehydrogenase (NADP(+)), chloroplastic. Gene Ontology annotation, cellular component: cytoplasm. Gene Ontology annotation, molecular function: uracil binding; iron-sulfur cluster binding; NADP binding. The record is from RefSeq and is a predicted model, not a curated record. The transcript has 7 exons. NCBI's taxonomy places the organism in Eukaryota, Viridiplantae, Streptophyta, Magnoliopsida, Fabales, Fabaceae. Gene Ontology annotation, biological process: uracil catabolic process; thymine catabolic process. The coding region runs from base 182 to 1456 and encodes 424 amino acids.